AUGAAAGCGCUCAACAAGCACAUUUUGAGGAGCAGAGCAACAGCAGUUUCAAGCUUACCUACACAAUUGAUACGCCCUUUCGACGCCCAUACAAUUGUAACAUCUCUCCCUUCAACCCACGUUCGCCGCCUCACAACUUCAAUACCAAGAAGAAAAGAUCGUGCACCUGACGAUGGGCCCGAUCCUAUACCUGUCAGAAAAGAGGACAAGAACCAGCCAGAAGAACAGAAGGGAACAGAUCAGGCAGAGGGCAAUGUUGAAGAAUCGUCGGAAGCAAGGAAAGGACAAGAAUCUUCCGGCACGUCUAGCACGACUCUUAGUGAUGCAAAAGGCAGCGGCGGUGCGGGGAGUGGUGGUGAAUCUGGCUCUGGGGGCGGAGAUGGUAGCAAACCAGGUGGAAAGAAGACAUCUACAGAGCGAGCAAUCCAGAAACCCAGCGUUCCAGAUAUUUAUCCCCAAGUGAUGGCUAUACCCAUAGCCCAAAGGCCAUUGUUUCCAGGAUUCUACAAAGCUCUUACUGUCCGAGACCGGAAUGUUGCAGCUGCUAUCCAAGAGGCAUUUCGGCGGGGGCAGCCAUACGUUGGUGUUUUUUUGUCCAAGGACGAGACUGCAGACAAGGACAUAAUAGAGAAUAGGGAAGAUGUACACGACAUCGGAGUCUUUGCACAAAUUACCAGUGCGUUCCCUGUUAAUGGAGAGACCGACAGUCUUACGGUCGUCCUCUAUCCUCACCGGAGAAUCAGGAUGUCAAAGUUGAUUCCCCCAAGGCCUGCGAGCGUGCCGGCUGGUCCUGUGGCCAUAGACCUAAAGGAAGUCAAGCACCCAUCGUCGAAGGAGCAAGGCUCGUCGGAGAAAUCAGGCGAUGUGGUUGCGAGUUUUGAGGAAUCGAGUACACCUCCACAGUCUAAAGAAGUCCAGCCAUAUGAGCCGACGUCUUUCCUCCGUGAUUAUCGCGUCAGCAUGGUCGAUGUUGAUAACAUACCGGAACAGAAGUAUGAUGCGAAAAGCCCUGUAUUGAGAGCUGUGACCAGCGAGAUUGUCAGUGUGUUUAGGGAGGUGGCGCAACUCAACCACCUCUUCAGGGAUCAGAUCUCCACAUUUGCCUUGACUCAAUCUGCCGGGAACGUUCACGAGGAUCCAGCGAAGUUGGCGGACUUUGCUGGAGCGGUGUCGACGGGCGAAGUCCGAGAACUACAAGACGUGCUGGAGACCAUGAAUAUUGAGGAGCGGCUGCAGAAAGCUUUGAUGGUAUUGAAAAAGGAGUUGAUGAACGCGCAACUCCAAAGCAAGAUCUCGAAAGAUGUAGAGAACAAGAUACAGAAGCGGCAAAGAGAGUAUUGGCUUAUGGAGCAAAUGAAAGGAAUUCGUCGAGAGCUGGGCAUCGAAUCAGAUGGCAAAGAGAAAAUGGUCGAGAAAUUCAGAGAGAAGGGCAGUAAGCUGGCAAUGCCAGAAGCAGUCAAGAAAGUUUUUGAUGAAGAGUUGAGCAAGCUGGCUCAUCUUGAACCCGCGGCAUCAGAGUUUAAUGUCACUAGAAACUAUCUGGACUGGCUGACCCAGAUACCUUGGGGCCAACAGAGCGCCGAAAACUUUGGUAUCAAGAACGCGAUGACGGUACUGGAUGAGGAUCAUCAUGGAUUAAAGGACGUAAAGGACCGUAUUCUCGAAUUCAUUGCCGUAGGCAAGCUCAAAGGUACCGUCGAAGGCAAGAUUUUAUGCCUCGUUGGGCCUCCGGGAGUUGGGAAAACCAGUGUGGGAAAGUCAAUUGCUCGAGCGCUGAAUCGGCAAUACUACCGAUUCAGUGUUGGAGGUCUCACAGACGUCGCUGAAAUCAAGGGUCAUCGACGGACAUAUGUCGGCGCGCUCCCAGGUCGCAUCAUUCAAGCACUCAAGAAAUGUCAAACAGAAAACCCUCUGAUUCUUAUUGACGAGGUUGAUAAGAUUGGCAGAGAUCAUCGAGGCGAUCCUUCUUCUGCUCUACUUGAGCUACUGGAUCCAGAGCAGAACAACUCUUUCCUCGACCACUACAUGGACGUCCCUGUCGAUCUCUCCAAAGUCCUCUUUGUGUGUACUGCUAAUAUGACGGACACGAUACCACGACCGCUGCUCGACAGGAUGGAGCUGAUCGAAUUGUCCGGGUACGUCGCUGACGAGAAGAUGGCGAUCGCAGAAAGGUUCUUGGCUCCAGCUGCCAAAGACUUGAGCGGUCUCAAGGACGUGGAUGUAGCGUUGAACAAAGACGCCAUCGAGGAGCUUAUCAACAAGUAUUGCCGCGAAAGUGGAGUACGCAAUCUGAAGAAGCAGAUUGAGAAGGUCUAUCGCAAGUCAGCGCUAAACAUCAUCCAAGACCUUGGUGAGGAUGUCUUCUCAGAAGACAAGGGAUUGACAGAAGAAGGCAAAGCUGCCCAAGCAGAGUCGAAGAAGGAUGAAUCUGACGUCAAAGAGACCCCGGGGGCCAUCGAGAAAGAGACAACUCCUACACCUCGGAAGCAGAUGAAGGUACCAGACGGUGUCCACGUGAGCAUUGACCGCCAGAAUCUCAAGGACUACGUUGGUCCUCCUGUCUUCACAUCCGAUCGGCUCUACGAAACAACGCCGUCAGGUGUGGCAAUGGGGCUCGCUUGGACUAGUAUGGGCGGUGCCGCCUUGUACGUUGAAUCAAUCCUGGAGAAUGCCCUAAAUGCUGCGUCACGACCGGGUCUAGAGCGAACGGGAAAUCUGAAGAACGUCAUGAAGGAGUCUACGGUCAUUGCCUACUCGUUCGCCAAAUCUGUGCUGGCGAGGCUGUUUCCAGAGAACAAAUUCUUCGAGAAAGCCAAAGUUCAUUUACACUGCCCCGAAGGCGCUGUCCAGAAAGACGGGCCGUCUGCUGGUAUCACGAUGGCGACAUCGCUGCUAUCGCUCGCAUUGGACAAGCCGCUGGACCCUACGAUAGCAAUGACCGGCGAAUUGACCGUUACAGGCAAGGUUUUGCGUAUUGGAGGGUUGCGAGAGAAAACAGUGGCCGCUCGACGCGCUGGGGCGAAGACGAUCAUCUUCCCCGCCGACAAUACGUCCGACUGGCUGGAGUUGCCUCAGAACAUCAAAGAAGGUAUCGAAGGCCACGCCGCUAGUUGGUACGCCGACGUUUUUGACCUUGUCUUCCCCAAUCUCGACUCCAAGAGAGCCAACGACAUUUGGAAAGAGCAAUUAGCCAAGCCGCAAAAGGAGAGCAAGAAGCCAGAGGAGGAUGAGUAA
Letharia columbiana is the source of this 3234-nucleotide messenger RNA. RefSeq lists its product as uncharacterized. The record is from RefSeq and is a predicted model, not a curated record. Gene Ontology annotation, cellular component: mitochondrial matrix. Gene Ontology annotation, biological process: mitochondrion organization; chaperone-mediated protein complex assembly; protein quality control for misfolded or incompletely synthesized proteins. Bases 1 to 3234 code for a protein of 1077 amino acids. Gene Ontology annotation, molecular function: single-stranded DNA binding; ATP-dependent peptidase activity; ATP binding. Lineage: Eukaryota; Fungi; Ascomycota; Lecanoromycetes; Lecanorales; Parmeliaceae. The transcript has 3 exons.